AUGCUAUAUAGUGAAUAUCACACACUAUCUCAUGAAUCCCAUGUCCAAGCAUCUGUCCUCUGUUCUAAAACCUAUUCUCUUUCCCUUAGAGUUCGGAGUGGUGGCCAUGAUUUGGAAGGUCUCUCUUACCAAUCUCUGGACAACCAACCUUUCAUCAUUCUUGACCUCACCAACUUCCGAUCAGUAACCGUUGAUAUAGAGCAUUGCAAUGCAUUGGUUGAGGCCGGCGCAACUGUUGGAGACCUAUACUAUCAAAUUGCCAAACAAACCACAACACUUAAAUUCCCGGCGGGCACCUUCCCCACUGUUGGCGUCAGCGGGCAGAUAAGUACCGACGGCUUUGGAACUCUUGUCAGGAAGUACGGACUCGCAGCUGAUGUCUUGGAUGUAAGACUUGUGGACGUGUAUGGCCGGAUAUUGGACAAAGAUUCCAUGGGAGAGGAUCUCUUUUGGGCUGUGAGAGGUGGUGAAGCUGUGAGCUUUUGUGUUGUUCUUUCAUGGAAGUUGAGGUUAGUUCCAGUCCCUCAAACUAUUACCUUGUUCAAUGUCGCCAAAUCAUUACAGGAUGGUGCAAUAGAUAUCGUUGACAAGUGGAAGCAGGAAAGCAGUCUUUACAUCCAUUUAAUGGAUUUCAAGACUGAAAGGAAAGGCAAGUGCUACAAGAAUCCUAAUGGUGGUGGUGCGAGCAACUGGUCUCAACUUCUUCUUGAAAACCCAUUUACAACCCAAAAGUUUACUCCCAAGACUCAGGGAAGUUCCUAUAUAGGAAUAGGAACUGAUCCAGAAGUAGAGCUAGAGGUCAGAGGUACAAAAGGAGUGGGACUGGAGGCUGAUCUCAGAGGAAAGAUGUUCUCAAAGAUAAAUCAAGCUGAGAGCAAAGCCUCCCCCCAUAAGUUCUUAGGUACAGCAGAACUUAAUAGCAUGAAUGAAGACAUAGCAUUAGAAGUAUACUCUCUACCUCUAUCAUAUCUAAGAACCUUAAUGGUCUUGCCUAGCUGGUUCUCAGCUUCAGCUUUGAAAAUCAUAAACUUGCUAAGGGCUUCAUCUUUGGAUUUGAUCAGGAGCGUCCAACAAAAGGCUAAUUUUAAAGCUAAGUCUGACUAUGCAGUGAAUCUUCUACCAAGAGCUGCAUUAAAGAUCUUGUGGGAUAGUUUACUGCAAGUUGAUAGGGCAUUCAUUUAUUUUGAACCAUAUGGUGGGAAGAUGGCUGAGAUUCCAGAGUUCCAGAUACCAUUUCUUCAUAGGAAGGGAAGUCUAUUCAUCAUCCUUUAUCUUGUGGCAUGGGCAGAGGAGGCUGAAAAAAACUUGGACUGGGUUAGAAAUUUAUAUAAUCAAAUGACGCCUCAUGUCUCAAAGAAGCCCAGGGGUGCAUACUUGAACUAUAGAGAUUUAUAUCUAGGAAUGAACGAAGGGAGAAACACAAGCUAUUCCAUGGCUGAGGUGUGGGGUCACAAAUACUUUAAGGGUAACUUCUUAAGAUUGGCUCUUGUCAAGGGUGAAGUUGAUCUUGCUGAUUUCUUCUGGAAUGAACAGAGCAUUCCUCCUCUGGUGCUUGUUAAGCUUUAUUAA
Molecule: messenger RNA, 1569 nt
Organism: Dioscorea cayenensis subsp. rotundata (Guinea yam)
Lineage: Eukaryota; Viridiplantae; Streptophyta; Magnoliopsida; Dioscoreales; Dioscoreaceae
Product: berberine bridge enzyme-like 25
Molecular function (GO): oxidoreductase activity; FAD binding
Source: RefSeq, a predicted model, not a curated record